Acanthoscelides obtectus is the source of this 1935-nucleotide messenger RNA. NCBI's taxonomy places the organism in Eukaryota, Metazoa, Arthropoda, Insecta, Coleoptera, Chrysomelidae. The record is from the annotation of a GenBank genome assembly.
AUGGAGUCGGAACCUUUUCAAAGCAGCGGCUCAGAAUAUAUCGUAAAUGAAAAACUGUCAGUAUCUGAUGACACCGAACCAGAAGAAGAAAGUGCAUGGUCGGUGCCACCAAAGGGAAAACGAGUUAAAGCUAAUAAAACGAAUAAAAUUAAGGAUUAUUUCAUAAUCGAGCAGGAUCCUAAGAGUAAGAAAACUAUUGACAAACAAGGCAAAUGUACCCUAUGUGUCACCACUAGUUGUUCAGAAAAGUUUCAACAAGACAAAUUUCAAAAACUACUUGUGGAAUAUAUAGCACAGAAGUAUCUCCCUUUCAACUUUUUUGAAGAUGCUAUAAGUGGAAAAAUGUACAAAUUCCUAAAUCCAAAGGCAACUCUACCUGGUCGGAAUCAAAUGAAAUCUUUGACAUUAAAAACAUUUGCAGCAGCGCAGCAAACAAUUAAGUCAUUUUUGAAAACAUGUAAUUCAAAAAUCUCGUUCACAAUCGAUGGAUGGUCUUCUUUUAAUAUGAAGAGGUACUAUGGUAUUACCGCCCAUUUUAUCGAUAAAAAUUGGAAACUUCAUUGUAUCCUUCUAGAUUUUGUGCCAGCACAUGAACAACAUACUGGUAAUGCAAUUGCAAAGCUAUUUUUCGAAAUAUUACAAUUCUACGAUGUUACAAAAUGCAUACAAGGUAUUACUACCGACAAUACAAAUAGUAAUUUUACGUUCAUCAGAGAACUUCAAACGCAUAUUUCUGAAAUCGAUACAAAAAAUAUCCGCUUUGUAUGUUUUGCACACAUCUUAAACUUGGCAGCUAGAGAUUUUAUGAAAAUCCUUGAUUCUGAGGUUGAAGAAACCGCCAACAUUUUGACAGAUAUAUCAGAUGAUGAUGAUGAUGACUGUCAAGUUCCGCCCUCUUCUGUAAGAAAAAUCCAUUCCCUUGCUAAAAAAUUAAAAAACUCUGAACAUUUACGUGAAGAUUUUGAAAAAUUUUGCACCACUUUAAACCUGAAAUUUACUAUGCCAAAACUUGAUGUCAUAACAAGGUGGAACUCCACGUUAGACAUGUUGAGAUGGAGUCUAAAUAUGAGAAACGCACUUAACAUCCUUUGUGAUAAUGUAAAAAAAUUAAAAACUUUAAAGCCAACCGACACAGAAUGGUCGUUAAUUGAACGAAUUUGCCAGUACCUUAAUGUUUUUAAGAGUAUUUACAUAAUUUUAGAAGGUGAAUCAUAUGCUACUUUACCCAUGGUAAUAAUCGACAUUAAUAUGUUGCUGGAUAGACUAGAAUCGUGGGCUAUGGUACAUGACAAUAAACCUGAUCGAGAUGAAAUCGAUGAAAAGAUUAUAAAUAGUAUUCAAGGGGCAAGGGACAAAAUCAUUAGACAUUACGAACGGACUAACUGGAUGUACUGUGUUGUCCUGAUUUUAGACCCCCGACAUAAAGUGGAUACAUUCUCCAAUACAAGUUGGGGAAAAGAGUUGCAGAUAGAAGCAAUUAAACAUUUUGAAGAUAUUUUUAAAGCACAAUAUUUUAGGGCUGACUCUCUGCAAAUUUCUGAACCAUCACUUCAAGUAGCAGCAUCUUCAAACCCUAGUAAAGAUAGUAGUGUCGAAAAGUUUGAAAUAGAUCUACUAAGUUUGUUUAAUAUAAAACCUGCCCAUAAUGCAGACGACGAUAUGGCCUGGCGUUACGAAAUCGACAAGUAUAUUUCUGACCCAAGAGCUGACAGUACUGAAGAUAUUUUAGAAUGGUGGAAGAGACACGAAUGCAUUUUUCCAAACCUUGCCGCAAUGGCCGAAGACUUUUUGGCAACGCCAGCUUCUUCAGCUCCAGUUGAAAGGCAGUUUUCUAGAGCUGCCUUAACUCUUACCAAAACAAGAAAUCGAUUAGGCGAUAACUCCGUGUGUCUCAAAUCAUGGAUGGCAAAUGAGGAUAUUAAAGAUUUAUUUUAG